AUGACGUAAUAGAAAUUCAAUAUUAUUGGGGUAUUGGCUUAAUCUAAAGAGAAUGAUAAAGUAGUCUUACAAAAUUUAAUUAAAAUAUUGAAAAGGGAGAAAAUUUAAAACUGAGUAGAAUUUCUUUUAUUAGAUCUAAAUGUAAAGUAAAUCGAAAAAGGAAAAUUAUAGGUAAAAUACUAAUGGCUAUUUGGUAAGAAAAUAGAUUAUCAAUUUGAAAAAAGUACUAUAAAGAGAAUAACAGAUUUUCUAACAAAAAUUAAGGAUCAUGAAUUUAAUCAACUGAUUUACUCAAUAAAAGAAUAUGAAGAAAUUAAAAAGAUCUUAUCACAAAAUAUCCUCAUAGAAUUACUAAAAAUUUUAGUUCAUCCUACUGCCUUAGAUGAGGAAGACAGUUUGUAUGGAUCAAAUUCUCUUCAUUUAUUAGUUUAAAUGAAGGUAGAUUUGAGAGAAGAAUCUUUUGUAAAUAUUAGAAUUAGAAAUACUUCACUAAUAGCAGCAAAUUUAGCCAGAUGUGACUUAAGUGAUUCUGAUUUGACAAUGUCAUUAAUAGUGGAAUGA
Messenger RNA from Paramecium octaurelia, 561 nucleotides. NCBI's taxonomy places the organism in Eukaryota, Ciliophora, Oligohymenophorea, Peniculida, Parameciidae. The record is from the annotation of a GenBank genome assembly.